This is a messenger RNA of Rhododendron vialii, 910 nucleotides long. RefSeq names its product putative late blight resistance protein homolog R1A-10. The transcript has 2 exons. The record is from RefSeq and is a predicted model, not a curated record. Gene Ontology annotation, molecular function: ADP binding. Bases 202 to 831 code for a protein of 209 amino acids. Gene Ontology annotation, biological process: defense response to other organism. NCBI's taxonomy places the organism in Eukaryota, Viridiplantae, Streptophyta, Magnoliopsida, Ericales, Ericaceae.
GAGGAUGAGGUACAGACGUUAAUGGGAAAGCUUCAUGACAAUGGAAAGGGUGGAUGGCUGGAGAUUAUAUCAAUCAUCGGCCGUGGUGGAGGCGGCAAAUCCACGUUGGCCAGAGAAAUGUAUGAUCAUCCUUUGACGUCGCAAAAGUUUGAAAUUCGUGCAUGAUCAUGAGCUAAUGUUUCUCAAGACUAUCACAAGACCAUGAAGAGGGAUUUGUUGAUUAGUAUUCUGGAAUCAGCUUCCCCAGGAAAACAUGAAGAUUACGGGGAGAGUGGUGAGGAUAAAUUGGGAGAAAUGGUAUAUAAAUGCUUGCAAGGUAGAAAAUAUCUCAUUGUCAUGGAUGACAUAUGGGACAUUGAGGCUUGGAAUGAUAUCCAAAGAUCAUUCCCUAAGGAAUGCAAGGGGAGUAAAGUGAUGUUAACUAGUCAAUUACCUGUUCAACCAGCUAGCGUCCCCUGCGUCCCUCAUUGUUUGAAUCCCUUACCAAAAAGUUGCACUUGGGAGUUAUUACAAAAGAAGGUAUUCGGGAAGAAACAAUGCCCACCAGAGUUGGUGGACAUUGGUGAGCAAAUCGCCAAAAAACGUAAAGGACUACCACUCGCGGUUGUUGCAAUAGCUGGCAUUUUGGCAACGGAAGACAAGACACUUGACGUGUGGGAGAAAGUUGCAAAAAAUUUAAGUUCAAUCAUUGCAAAAAAUCAAGAGGGUUGCAUGGAGAUACUAGAACUUAGUUACAAUCACCUGCCUCUUCAUUUAAAAGCUUGUUUUCUUUACAUUGGAGGACACCCCGAAGAUUUUGAAAUACCCGUAUGCGAGUUGAUAUGGUUAUAGAUUGCAGAGGGAUUUAUUCAGCAAAGUGAUGGGGGAAAAAGCUUGGAGGCCGUAGCACAAGAUUACUUGAUCAGUCUUA